AUGAUGUUGAGAUCCGCAUCUCUCGGCAUCGGCAUGGGCCAUUGGAUGGGUGUGUCACGCGCACCAUGGGACAACACGAUUAGCAUCCGCGGCCUGGAACACAACAUCAAAUAGUACGCAUUAGAACUACUCCACUACUUUAUACGAACAGUACCUUUGUAUGCAACCUUAUUUAUAUCUUGUCAGCGUGUUUCUGUUUCCUCGGUCUUGACAACCUUUCUCCUUUCUCUACUCGUGUUUGCCAAUUAUCGUGUUGCUUUCUGCCGUCUACAGCACCUGUUCCUUCUUCAGAAUGAAAAUGUUCAGAAAAGACCCUUCCCUACGUCAUUCGUGAGCGCAUAGCCACCAACCACGAUGUCUGUUCUCAAGGGAAGCUGCCACUGCGGUGCUGUUAGGUUUUCACUCAAGUCGAAUACUGCUGUUCCGUAUCAGCUCUGCCUCUGCUCUAUCUGUCGCAAAGUCGCUGGUUCCGGGGGUGGAAGUAUUAAUUUGGGGGGACAUUUGGAUACGCUGGAGAUCCAGCAGGGGAAAGAGUAUAUCAGUGUUUACAAAGCCGUUUUGGACCGAGAUACCCCGAAAGAGAGGAUCGCUACGUCCGAGAGAAGCUUUUGCUCCAAGUGUUCGACAAUGCUUUGGGUGUGUGAUAAGACUUGGCCUGGAUUGAUCCAUCCGUUCGCGGGGGCGAUUGAUACGCCUUUGCAGGCCCCGAAGAGUAUGGUUUGUAUUGAACACAACUCCAAGCCCGAUUGGGUUCGCCUGCCCGAAGGAGAGAAAGAAAUUUAUGAAGAGUAUGGCCCGCUAUCUUUGGAGGAGUGGCACAAGAAACAUAACCUGUAUUGAGAUGUUAUUCCUGUACUUGUAUCGAUUUUGCAACUAGGUUCAGUGGAUUGCUACAAAUUCAAUUAUUGUUCGCAUUUCCUUCUAUAUUUUAGGCUUCAACCUUGACUCUGAGAAUAAUACAGAUCCGCAGUAUGUAGCUUCCCAUCAAUAAAACCUCGAUGUCCAUCCCUUCGUCCUUGAUCCUGAACAAAUCACGGAAUGGUGAAUAUUGAGCGACGGGAAGAGGGGGAGGAUGUUCAUCCCCUAACGCGCGUAAUAAUAGCCACAUUGUAUCAAGAUGACUGUCACCAUGUGAUCUCGAAAGGAUCAUGGCAUGAAAUAUGACCGC
This is a messenger RNA of Desarmillaria tabescens, 1168 nucleotides long. Its product is annotated as Mss4-like protein. Bases 355 to 840 code for a protein of 161 amino acids. The record is from RefSeq and is a predicted model, not a curated record. NCBI's taxonomy places the organism in Eukaryota, Fungi, Basidiomycota, Agaricomycetes, Agaricales, Physalacriaceae. The transcript is spliced from 7 exons. Gene Ontology annotation, molecular function: carbon-sulfur lyase activity.